AUGUCUGGUCUUCCUGCUUACGCCCCUACAGCGACCACAUCAUACACGCCGGCUGAUAAUCCCAAUGUCAACUUUCAUCAAGAGUUCUCAAGAGCUACUUUGCUACCCACGACGGUGCAUAAGGCUGUCUAUGAGUCUCUCUGUGAGAUCUUCUCCAUAGCAACGGUGUUGGAAAUGAUCGAGAACUCCUUCUUGAAGGACUACAUCACCGAUAAAGAAAAGUACACAUCUACAGUGAUGCGGAUGAUUAAUCAGUACCAGAUGCUCCUCAAGGGCUUUGGUAAGACCCCUACACACAAAUCCGUACUCGCUGAGAUCUUGCCAGGAAUAGAGGACACCCAUGAUAACCUUUUACCCUUAAUGCAAGAGAAAUUCAGACUCCAUGUACCGCUAGCAAUAGAAAGACUCACAUCGGGUGUCCCAGCAACCAUUCAGCAUUUCCACACGGUCGUUGAGAGCACUUCAGAGGCAAAGGAUGAAUCUACAACCCAACCACCGGGACUGGCAUCGGCGCUGGCGCUGGCAAGACUUGUGGCAGAAGCUACAGGUAGUUUUAUCACUCUAAUGGAUGCAUUGAAGCUUAAUUACAAGACAAAGUCACAACUUCACCCGCUCUUGAGUGACUUGGUAGUCAGCUUGAAUGACUUGGUGCUGAAAGAGAACGACAGUUCGAAGCCUAUCGACUUUCCUGGAAAAUCAAAGCUCGUUGGCUGGCUCAUCAAGCUCAACAACUUGGAAGAGAACCAGGACAUAUAA
Molecule: messenger RNA, 756 nt
Organism: Candidozyma haemuli
Lineage: Eukaryota; Fungi; Ascomycota; Pichiomycetes; Serinales; Metschnikowiaceae
Gene: VPS28
Product: ESCRT-I subunit protein
Exons: 2
Coding region: 1-756 (251 amino acids)
Biological process (GO): protein transport to vacuole involved in ubiquitin-dependent protein catabolic process via the multivesicular body sorting pathway
Cellular component (GO): ESCRT I complex
Molecular function (GO): protein-containing complex binding
Source: RefSeq, a predicted model, not a curated record